Molecule: messenger RNA, 286 nt
Organism: Trypanosoma cruzi
Lineage: Eukaryota; Euglenozoa; Kinetoplastea; Trypanosomatida; Trypanosomatidae
Product: histone H3, putative
Exons: 1
Source: RefSeq, a predicted model, not a curated record
AUGCGCACUGCGUAUGCACGGCGAUGCGCGCGUGUCCCUGUCGCGACCUGCUCUCGCCGUUCCCAUUCUGUUGUUUCUGUGUUCUUUUUGUUGUGGUGUCUUGCGGCACAAAUAAGGAAGCCUGCGUUGAAACAUCAACAAGCGAAAAAAAGAAAACAACAACAAGAACAACAAGCAACAAGAAUAAAAGGAGAUAUGUCGAGGUCGAAAGAGACGGCGCGGAGCAAGCGUACCAUCACUUCUAAGAAGAGCAAGAAGGCCCCCAAGGCCCCUGGUGCGGCCACCG